AUGUACGAUGGGUCUGUGGGCGAGACUCGCCAUGAGCCUGGUGCCUGGGAGGAAGGCGAGAGUGGUCGUGUCGAGCUCCGAGUGUGUCGUCGUGCGAGGCAUGCGCUGUACGCUAGUGGGCAGGAUGAGGCGGGUGAGGUGGUGGGUACUGUACCAGCCUGGAGCGAAGAUCGUCAGUUUCAGAAGGAGCGGGGAAGUCCUCACUUGCACCACACGGCCAGCCCUCCGUCUUGGGACGACGAAACCACGCUCAACGCAACGCGCUCAGACGCGCGUAACACAUCCAUAUACUGUACCUAUACGACCGUAGGUUCGUCACGCCUCACGCUUGACCCGUAA
Coniophora puteana RWD-64-598 SS2 is the source of this 339-nucleotide messenger RNA. RefSeq lists its product as uncharacterized. The record is from RefSeq and is a predicted model, not a curated record. Bases 1 to 339 code for a protein of 112 amino acids. Lineage: Eukaryota; Fungi; Basidiomycota; Agaricomycetes; Boletales; Coniophoraceae. The transcript is spliced from 2 exons.